GCUACAAUUCAGCUUGAAAUUAAACCAAGAUUUUUAAGUAACUACAAAGAAAAAGUAAAUGCCGUAGUUUUACCAGUUCUAACCAGCGCACAACCAGAUAUCUCAUUUAAUUACAACUUUAAAAUAUGGGAAAAUUAUACUCUUGCUGAUCCGUUAUUCAACAAAUCAGACAGAAUUGAUAUGGUAAUUGGAGGAGAUAUAUUCAGCAGUAUAAUUGAAAGCGGAAUUAAAAAAGAUCACGGUGUUCUUGGCCAAGCAACGAAAUUCGGCUGGAUAUUAUCUGGCAUAAUUAAAGAAAAAGUUACUGGCAAAAUAACGACAGCAGUAACUAAUUUGGAACGAUUUUGGGAAAUCGAAGACAUAUCAACAGAUGAUGAUAUACAAGAAGAUGACACCACCUUAAAGCAGUACGAAGAAACUACCAAAAGAGAUGCAGAUGGCAGAUUUAUUGUGGAAAUUCCAUUCAAAAAAGAUAAAGAAUUAGGAGAAUCGCGUAAGAAAGCAGUAGCGCGUCUAAUAUCAAUGGAAAACAAAUUCAAAAGCAACAGUAAACUCAAAGAAGAAUACAGCAAAUUCAUCAAAGAAUAUAUAGACCUUGGUCAUAUGAGGAAAGUUGAUGACAAUCAAAGAGGUAAAUAUUAUUUACCUCAUCAAGCUGUUAUUCGAGAAAAUAAUAUAACAACAAAACUUCGAGUAGUAUUUGAUGCAUCAGCAAAAACAUCCAAUGGUAGAAGUCUUAAUGAUAUUAUGUGUACUGGACCCAAAUUACAAAGAGACAUAUUCGAUAUCAUACUUAAAUGGAGGCUUUGGGAAGUUGUCAUCACAGCUGAUGUUGAAAAAAUGUUCAGGCAAAUUAAGAUAGCCAAAAAGGAUCAGGAAUAUCACAGGAUUGUAUGGCGUGAAAAUAAUAUGCAAAAAAUAGAUGAAUAUGAGCUGACAACUGUAACAUACGUGACCGCGUCAGCACCAUAUCUAGCAGUGCGUACAUUAAUUGAAAUCGCUAAUAAGUGUCCAAUUGAAAAAUUACAAAAAAUAAUUAAAGAGGACUUCUACAUGGAUGAUCUUAUGACCGGUGCAAAUUCAGUAGAAGAAUGUAAAUAUAUACAACGAAACAUCAGCAAGCAUCUUCAGGAAUUUGGAUUUCAUCUCAGGAAGUGGUUGUCAAAUCAAAACAGCAUUACUAAUAACAUAUCUAAUACUGGAGAUAAUGAAGUCAUACAAAUAGAGGAAAAUGAAGCUGUAAAAACACUUGGACUGCAUUGGAAUCCACAGGAAGAUCAAUUUCAAUUUAAAAUUAAUUUGAAAAAUUCUAAAAUUAUUACAAAACGGAGUGUUCUUUCUCAGCUUGCACAAAUAUUUGACCCACUGGGGUGGCUUUCUCCCAUAAUCAUAAUUGCAAAGUUAUACAUUCAAAAACUUUGGACAUUGCAAUCUAGCUGGGAUAAUCAACUAUCAGAAGAUCUACAGAAGGAAUGGAUGCAAUUCAUAAAGAAAUUGUAUUUAAUAGAAAACAUUCGGGUUCCGCGAUGGAUAGGAACUUGUAUGGACUCUCAAAUUCAAAUGCAUGGAUUUUGCGAUGCUUCAGAAAGAGCUUAUGCCGCAGUUAUAUACAUAAAAAAGGGUAACAAUGUUAAACUUUUAACAGCAAAAACAAAAGUAAACCCACUAAAAAAUCGAAAAACAAUUCCGAAAUUAGAACUUUGUGCAGCACACUUGUUAGCUAAAUUGAUCAGUAAAGUGAUGAAAACAAUUAGCAUAUGCCAAGCAAUCUAUGCAUGGAGUGAUUCAACUAUAACUCUAAGCUGGAUUGAAAAUUCAAAAAAUAAAGACAAAUUUAUAAGAAAUCGAAUUGAUGACAUCAAAAUGCUUACUUCUAAAGUGAAGUGGAAACAUGUAAGCUCUAAAGACAACCCAGCAGACGUUGCAUCAAGAGGUAUUUCUGUGGAAAAAAUAUCAAAUCUAGACAUUUGGUGGUAUGGACCAAAAUGGCUGAAAUUAUCUGAAAGUCAAUGGCCAGAAGUCAAAACAAACGACUCAGCAAGAAUAUUGUUAACAUCAAAGGAUCAGAACGAAUUUAUGGAUAAUUUAAUUAGCAGAUACUCUAGUUGGUUGAAACUACAAAGGGUUAUGGCAUAUAUAUUACGGUUUGGAAAAAAACAAAGAAAUCAUCAAACUGUAAACUUAUCUGCAGAGGAACUCCAAUCAGCUAGAAACGUAAUCAUUCGACAAACUCAGAAAAAGUUAUUUAAAGAUGAAAUAAAUAAGUUAAUGGGUGAGAAACACAUAAGCAAUACGAGUCAAAUCGUCAACCUCAAUCCAUUUUUAGAUAAAACUGGUAUUAUGAGAGUUGGAGGACGACUAACAAACGCAGAAUUACCGUAUUGCAAAAAACAUCCUAUAAUUCUUUCCAAAUCCUAUUUGAGUUCGUUGAUAAUUAAAGAUGCUCACCAUUCCACUCUACAUGGUGGAAACAGAUUAACAGAAGCAAUAAUAAGAAGACAAUACUGGAUCAUAGGGUUAAAAAAUGCAAUCAAAAGUUGUAUACGAAAAUGUUGCAAAUGCAUAAGAUACAACCAGGUCACAGCAAAACAAAUGAUGGGCGAUUUACCGGAAUUCAGAGUGUCACCAUCAAGUCCUUUUACCUACACCGGAGUUGACUAUGCUGGACCGUUUCAGAUGAGAUGUUCUAAAGGCCGUGGGCAAAAAUCAUUCAAAGGAUAUGUAGCAGUUUUUGUAUGCCUUUCAACAAAAGCAAUACAUCUAGAAGCUGUAAGCAAUUUAUCAACUGAAGCUUUUCUAGCAGCGUUAAGACGAUUUUUUGCCAGAAGAGGAAAGAGUCUUCACAUGUACUCCGAUAAUGGAACAAAUUUUGUUGGAGCGAGCAGAUGUAUUGAUAAGGAGUUCAAACACGCAGUAAAAAAUAACAAUGAAGUAUCAUCGAUUUUAGCGAAUGAACAAAUAUCUUGGCAUUUUUCUCCCCCGGCAGGCCCACAUUUUGGAGGAAUGUGGGAAGCAGGAGUAAAAGGAAUGAAGUAUCAUUUAAAAAGAGCAGUUGGAGACACAAAGCUAACAUUUGAAGAAAUGUCAACGGUUUUAACACAAAUAGAAGCUUCGUUGAAUUCACGUCCAUUAUAUGCCAUAAAUGAUGAUAAUGGUAUAGAUGCGUUAACACCAGGACACUUCUUAAUAGGAAAACCUAUAUUGUCAAUCCCCUCUUCGGGUACGGAUCUAAAAAUUUCCUCAUUAGACAAAUGGAAAUUAAUGCAAAAAAUUCACCGAGAUUUUUGGAAUCGGUGGAAAGAUGAGUAUUUGCAUACACUGCAACAAAGGAACAAAUGGAAAAUUCCAGCCAAUAAUAUAAAAAAAGGAGAUAUUGUCAUUGUAAAAGAUGAAAAUACACAGCCUACUAAGUGGCCUCUUGGAAAAGUUAUAGAAACGCAUCCAGGGAAUGAUGGACGUGUUCGAGUUGUAACGUUAAAGCUUUACAUUGAAAAGACCAAUCCACAAAUUAUGUCCACUUAUAAAACAAACAGACAAUAAUGAAGAAAGGAAUGACGUAAGAACUUCUGCAAUCACAACCAUACCUAUGAAGAAGCAACCUAUAAGUAUGUUUACGCUCAUGAUCUUAGUUUUCCUUUACAUGGCAACAAGUACUCUUGGUAUGAACAUACACAUUCCUCAAGAAAGAAGUGCAACAGUGAGCAAACUUCCUGAAAAUACCACAAUUUACCUGGACUCACUAGGAAAAAUGGAUGUAAUCACGUCUACCUGGGAUUUGCUUAUAUAAAGGGUGAUUUUUUAAGAGCUUGAUAACUUUUUAAAAAAAAAAAACGCAUAAAAUCUCAUCGGUUCUUUAUUUGAAACGUUAGAUUGGUUCAUGACAUUUACUUUUUGAAGAUAAUUUCAUUUAAAUGUUGACCGCGGCUGCGUCUUAGGUGGUCCAUUCGGAAAGUCCAAUUUUGGGCAACUUUUUCGAGCAUUUCGGCCGGAAUAGCCCGAAAUUCUUCGGAAAUGUUGUCUUCCAAAGCUGGAAUAGUUGCUGGCUUAUUUCUGUAGACUUUAGACUUGACGUAGCCCCACAAAAAAUAGUCUAAAGGCGUUAAAUCGCAUGAUCUUGGUGGCCAACUUACGGGUCCAUUUCUUGAGAUGAAUUGUUGUCCGAAGUUUUCCCUCAAAAUGGCCAUAGAAUCGCGAGCUGUGUGGCAUGUAGCGCCAUCUUGUUGAAACCACAUGUCAACCAAGUUCAGUUCUUCCAUUUUUGGCAACAAAAAGUUUGUUAGCAUCGAACGAUAGCGAUCGCCAUUCACCGUAACGUUGCGUCCAACAGCAUCUUUGAAAAAAUACGGUCCAAUGAUUCCACCAGCGUACAAACCACACCAAACAGUGCAUUUUUCGGGAUGCAUGGGCAGUUCUUGAACGGCUUCUGGUUGCUCUUCACCCCAAAUGCGGCAAUUUUGCUUAUUUACGUAGCCAUUCAACCAGAAAUGAGCCUCAUCGCUGAACAAAAUUAAAGCGCGAAACACAUUUCGAACCGAACACUGAUUUUGGUAAUAAAAUUCAAUGAUUUGCAAGCGUUGCUCGUUAGUAAGUCUAUUCAUGAUGAAAUGUCAAAGCAUACUGAGCAUCUUUCUCUUUGACACCAUGUCUGAAAUCCCACGUGAUCUGUCAAAUACUAAUGCAUGAAAAUCCUAACCUCAAAAAAAUCACCCGUUAUUACGAUCUUCAUGCAUAUUUCGAACAGUAUAAUAUGUUGCCAAAUUGCAUUCAAAGAAUAAAAAAUCAUUGCCAGCUAUUAUCCCAGUUUGAAGAGGCAUGUAAUGUCAUAUCAUUAUCACUAGGCAAACGUUACGAAGAUUUAAGUCACAAUCAUAAUUUGAUUGUAUACAAUAAGAGGCAAAAAAGAGCUCCAUUAGAAUGGGUCGGUUCAAUUUACAACAUGCUGUUUGGGUUAAUGGAUACAGACGAUCAAGAAGUAAUAGAAAGUAAUUUUAAAACGUUACUUUCUAAUCAACAUCAGAUCAAGAACAGACUAAAAUCUCAAAUCUCUUUAAUAAACUCUACAGCCAACAUUAUAAAUAAAAAUUUGAAUGAAGUCAAUUCGCAGUUCUUUAAAAUCCAAACACAAAUAAACAAAUAUCAAUCCGAAAUUAUAAAAGACAUAAAUCGUGAUAAAAUGGCGAUUCAAUUUCAAAUGUUAGUUACUCAAAUUACCAUAUUAUUGGGUGAAUGUGAAAAGAUACAAAAUGCAGUAAUAGAAUUGCUGAUAGAUUUAAACCAAGGAAGAAUAAAUCCAACACUUUUGACCCCAACACAAUUACAAACAGAACUGAUGUUAAUAAAAGACAAACUACCAGCAAAGUUGUUAAUACCUGGACAACAAACAAACACACAACUAAGAGAUGUAUACAACUUGAUGAAAACACGAGGAUUAAUUGUGGAAAAUAAAUUAGUCAUAAAGGCAGAACUACCUUUAAUUCAAAGUGAAUCAUCGGAAGUAUACAAACUUAUAGUAAUUCCACAUGAAUAUAAUGGAAGAAUACUAAAAGCAAAACUAAGAAACGAAUUUUUAGUUUACAACUUUGGACUUAACUCAUAUUUUUUGAUGUCACAAGCAGAAUUAAAUAAGUGUACAAAAAGCCUCAACAACCAUUUAAUAUGCAAAGGAAAAUCUCCAUGGCAACCGGCUUUAGAUAAAACAUGCGAACUUUCAGCGUUGUUAAAAAGCGGCCACACUAACUGUAAAUAUGAGGAAGUGACUAAAUCAAUAUUUUGGUCAGAACUCUUUGAAGAAAACACUUGGAUCUUUAAAGUGUUCAAAAAUUCUACGAUCCAUCUAGACUGUCAAAAGGGCAAAACGCAGAUAUUGGAUAUUCCGGCACAAGGAAUUCUUUCAAUCAAAGCUGGCUGUACUGCAAGAUAUGAAAGUAUCACCUUAAUCGGCAUGCAAAUAUUUAAAAUGCAGAGCGACAUCAAUCCGACGUUGGACCCGAUCGUAACAACUAUAAAGGAAAUAGCGGAGGACCAUAUAACUACUCUUCAAAUAAGCAGAAUAGACGACAACGAAGAGCAGAGAAAGCUACGAGAAGGCAUUGACAAGAUCAGCAACAACGAAUUAAAAUUAAGUGAGUUAAAUUUAAGAAACCAUAGCGGACAUUUAUCUUUAGUGUUAGUAGUAAUUGUAAUAUUAUGCCUUUUAAUACUAUAUUUCCGUUAUAAAUGUAAAGCGAAUAAUGCUGAUAGAAUCAUUGUCAAUAUUCCCAACCGAUAGAAUAUUGAUAACAUAAAAAAUACAGUCCACUAGAUUUAAAUAAUCAUUUCUUUGCCUCGGCAAUAUGUUCAAAUAUCAUUGAACAUGCUUACUUAUCAGCAAAGCCGAAAUUGUACUAAAUAGAAAUAUCUAUUUAUAUAUUAAUAUACAUACAUACAUAUGUAUAGACAUAAUGCAUUUACAUGCAAUGCACAUCUACGAGUAAUAAUAAUAAAAAUGCAUGGGACAAAAAUCAUAAAUAUACAGCAGAGAUAACAUUAAACACACACACGCACACUUACAAUAAAUUAUACACUUGAAAUCAACCCCAUGUCAAGCAGCAAUAAAAAAUAUGCUGCAAUACAUAAAAACAUACACACAUACAAAUAUAUUUAGUUAUUUAAGAUAGUUUUAGAAAUUGUAUAUAAGCCAGAAAAAUACAAAAUAAAAAUCAGAAUGAAUAUAUUCUCACUUGACAAAAGACUUUUUUUCAAAUCCCCCCACCAGCGAUGAUCCAGCACCGAGUUAUGAGGGGCACCGCAAUUCAACUUUUUUGCGAGACACGUCCGCUCAAUUGCUACCAUUGCCAUAGUUUUCAAUAUUUCUUUAUAAAAAUUUGAUGAGACAUUCCUCAAAUGUCAUACUUUAAUGUACUUUUCGUUAAAUAAAUAUAUUUUAACUUUGUCGUUAGAAAAAAAAUCACAAAAA
Bactrocera dorsalis (oriental fruit fly) is the source of this 6955-nucleotide messenger RNA. RefSeq lists its product as uncharacterized. Lineage: Eukaryota; Metazoa; Arthropoda; Insecta; Diptera; Tephritidae. The record is from RefSeq and is a predicted model, not a curated record. Bases 181 to 3540 code for a protein of 1119 amino acids. Gene Ontology annotation, molecular function: nucleic acid binding. The transcript has 2 exons. Gene Ontology annotation, biological process: DNA integration.